GAAGUUUUAUAGAAGGCCUGCUGUGCGCAAGAAGCCAACUUUCAGGAAGAGAACUGUCAAUGCAAAUGGAUAGCUAGUUAGCGAGAUAGCUAAUAUGUAAAGCAUUUGUUUAAAAGGGGAGAAGGGAUAUAUUAGCCAGUUGCGGGUCUGCUGUUGCCAUGGAGGAGACUGAUAGGGAGGCUGUUGCCACAGCAGUGCAGAGGGUUGCUGGGAUGCUGCAGCGGCCAGACCAGCUGGACAAAGUGGAGCAGUACCGUCGGAGAGAGGCGCGCAAGAAGGCCUCUGUGGAAGCCAGGCUAAAGGCAGCCAUCCAGUCGCAGCUGGACGGGGUACGCACAGGUCUCAGCCAGCUCCACAACGCCCUGGGCGACGUCAAGGACAUCCAGAACUCGCUGGCUGACGUCAGCAAGGACUGGAGGCAGAGCAUCAACACCAUAGAGAACCUGAAGGACGUGAAGGAUGUGGUGGUGCACCACAGCCAACUAGCAUCUGCUGUGGAGAACCUCAAGAACAUCUUCUCAGUGCCAGAGAUCGUGGAGGAGACGGAGGAUCUGAUCGAGCAGGCCGAGCUGCUGCAUGCGCACCGUAAGCUGAUGGACCUGGAGUGCUCGCGAGACGACCUGAUGUACGAGCAGUACCGCAUGGACAGCCAGAACGCGCGCGACAUGGGCCUGAUCCGCAGCUACUUCGGCGCCGUGCAGCGCCUCUCCGAGGAGCUGGCCAAGCAGCUGUGGAUGGUGCUGCAGCGGGCCAUGGUCACGGUGCGCCGAGACCCCACCAUGCUGGUGUCGGUGGUGCGCGUCAUCGAGCGCGAGGAGAAGAUCGACCGCCGCAUGCUGGACCGGCAGCGGCAGACGGGCUUCGUCCCGCCGGGCCGGCCCAAGGGCUGGAAGAAGAAGAUGUUCCAGGUGCUGGAGCGCACGGUGAGCACGCGCAUCGAGGGCGCCCAGGCCGAGACGCGCGAGCUGGACAAGAUGUGGCUGGUGCGGCUGCUGGAGAUCACGCGGCGGAACGUUCUGGACGACCUGCUGGUGGUGAAGAACCUGAUGGUGCAGUGCUUCCCUCCACACUACAACGCCUUCAGCGUCUUCUUCGACCUCUACCACCGCUCCCUCUCCACCCGCCUGCAGGAGCUGGCCGCCGAGGACCUGGAGGCCAACGAGAUUGUGUCGCUCGUCACCUGGGUACUCAACACCUACAAGAGCCCAGAGAUGAUGGGCCACCCUGAGCUCCUCAUGGAGCGUGACAUCAGCCAGCUGGAACCUCUCCUCCCCAAGGAGGUGGUGGACGAUCUACUCAGCAAGUACAUCCAGACCUUCACAUCCAACAUCACUGGCUGGCUCCGCAAGGCCCUGGAGACGGACAAGAAGGACUGGCAGAAGGAGACUGAGCCGGAGGCUGACCAGGACGGCUACUACCAGACCACACUUCCCGCCAUUGUGUUCCAGAUGUUUGAGCAGAAUCUCCAAGUGGCAGCCCAGAUUGACGAAUCCUUCAAAGAACAGGUGCUGGUGCUUUGCCUUAAACAGAUGAACUCAUUCCUACACAGGUACCGGGAUGAAGCAGUAGCCUACAAAGAAGAUCACUUGAAAAAUCGGCAGCUGCCUCUGUGCUAUGUCCAGUACAUGAUCGCCAUCAUCAACAACUGCCAGACAUUUAAGGAGUCAAUAAACAGUUUGAAGAAGAAGUACUCUAAGAGGAUGGAGCCCACAUCAAAUGACGCCGCCAUUGAGAAGACAUUAGACGCAGUGGCCAAAGAUGGCUGCGAGUUCCUGCUUGAUGAGGUCUUCAUGGACCUGGAGCAACACCUGAAUGAGCUUCUGACACGGAAGUGGAUCACCGGCUCCAAUGCAGUGGACACCAUUUGUGUGACUGUUGAAGAUUACUUCAAUGACUUUGCUAGGAUUAAGAAGCCAUACAAUGAGGAGAUGACGAGCAAAGCCCUCCGCAGAGUGGUGAUGGAGUACUUAAAGAGCGUGAUGCAGAAGCGCAUCUCCUUCAGAAACGCUGACGAGAGGAAGGAAGGUGCCGAACGGAUGAUUAAGGAGGCGGAGCAGUUCAAGUUCCUGUUCAGGAAGCUCUCCGCUGGUGGCGAGACUGACCAUUUGUGUGACAGUAUAACGGCUAUCGCUGAGGUAUUCAAACUCACUGACCCCACCCUGCUCUACCUCGAAGUGUCCACUCUGGUCUCUAAGUACCCGGAUAUCAGGGAGGAGCACAUCGUCGCUGUGCUAGCGGUGAGAGGGGAUGCCAGUCGGGAAAUGAGGCAGAUGAUCAUCGAGACACUGAACCAAAACAAGCCAUCCGUCAACACCAACGCUCAGCCCGUAUUCGGGGACAUUGCCGUGCCCGUGUCCAUGACCUCCAUGACUGUGCCAAAACUGCUGAAAUAACACCUGGAUCUAGACCGUUCCCACAGCCUGUGACCGCGCUAGGUUGCAGUGUGGUUAAAACUACUUGUUUUCUAUGCACUUUGAAGGGAAACGAUUCUCUGACCAGUAGCUGAGAUGUGUGUCAAUCAGCAAUAUACAAAAAUAAACGGUAUAAGGGAAUGUUGAUUUUUAAUUUUUGUACUGAUAGUGUGUUACCAUUUGAUACUUGGUGUACAGACAUUUGUCUACCAGCGUUUUUAUCAGGAGAAAUCAGGCCUUAAACCAUGCAGUAAAUCCAGAGAAGCGCACCUUCCAGAGAUUUAUGUAUGUGAAAAGAGUGAUUGCUAAAGGAUGAGUGCUGUUCUUUUGUAAUUGACCAUGUUCAUAUGCCAUACUGGAUGUAGAGGACGGUCCAUGCUUGCCCUCACCUCCAUUUGUCUGAAACCUUGUAUAAACCCUUCUGUUACUGAUUUACUGGUCUUUUUCAAAAGAACCACUUAAUUGUAGAACAAGCGAUUGUAAGGUUGCCUUAUUAAAACAUUUCAAUCAUUUUCA
Molecule: messenger RNA, 2927 nt
Organism: Conger conger (European conger)
Lineage: Eukaryota; Metazoa; Chordata; Actinopteri; Anguilliformes; Congridae
Product: exocyst complex component 3-like
Exons: 13
Coding region: 159-2393 (744 amino acids)
Biological process (GO): exocyst localization; exocytosis
Cellular component (GO): exocyst
Molecular function (GO): SNARE binding
Source: RefSeq, a predicted model, not a curated record